GGACAGGCGAUCGAUCGUCCAACAUCCUUUGAUCCUGACGCAGUCGAUGCGAAGCCAAGCCACCGCGGCGACCUUGUCUCUGCUCAGCCUCGGCUGCCUCUUUGCUGCGACGCUGCAUCCGUUCUGGCUGACGCAGUCGUUCGACGCGCCCAACAACGUCCACGUCAUCCAGGGCUUUGGCCUCUUUGGGUUUUACUCGACUGUCGAGCACGCAUCGCAGCUCACAACGCCGUUCCUGGCCUCUUCCACGUAUGUUAGCUACGGCGCCCUUUGUGCCAGCGACUUUAACGCGCCCAACUGGAUGUACGGCACGCUGCGCGACUACCAAAGCAAGCUCUGCGACGCGACCUGGAGUUUGACGCACGUUCUGCAUCUGUUGACGCUCGCGUUAAACCUCGUGGCGCUGACGUUCAACUUGCGCACGCUCCACACUCUCGAGUGGACGGCGGCCGAGACAGUUGCGGGCCUCACCACGAUGGCCAACGGCUUCUUGCAGCUCUGCGUGCUGAUGCUUUGGAGCCUCCAGCUCAAGCCCAGCAUCACCGACAUUGAGGUCGUCAACCAAAACCUCGUGGCCUGCGCUACCUGGCGCCACUGGAGCUGCUGGGGCUUUGGCGUAAGCUUCUACCUCGCGGCCUUGGCCGUCCUCUGGACGCUUCUCACCUUCUCCGCGAUCUCGUCUGGCCGACGGCAAAAGAUCCGCCGCCAGCGCAAGGAGGCUGUGCGCCGCCUGCUCGAUGCCCCGCAAACCGUGGCCGUGCGCACCUUGUCGAUGGCGUCCAGCUACCGCGAGACGCGCGACUAGGGUCGCCAAUACUAGUCCUUCAUGUAUAUUCUAGUCGACUAUAGUGCACUAUGUUGUUCCGUUGGGGAAGACCACUUGAAGUUGACGCCGA
Saprolegnia diclina VS20 is the source of this 896-nucleotide messenger RNA. RefSeq lists its product as hypothetical. The record is from RefSeq and is a predicted model, not a curated record. The transcript is spliced from 5 exons. NCBI's taxonomy places the organism in Eukaryota, Oomycota, Saprolegniomycetes, Saprolegniales, Saprolegniaceae. Bases 47 to 805 code for a protein of 252 amino acids.